AUGAUUAGUAUGCGUUAUUUUACUGUCUCCAUUCUCUUCGCCUUUGGGUUUGCGGCCCCAAUUGCCCAUGAAGGCUCUCAUGACUCAAUUAUAUCCAGAUCUCCCACAAACAUCUACCCUGGCAUUGGUCUUGCUGGAGAUGACCUUGAGAAGCGCACAAAUAUCUAUCCUGGUAUUGGUCUUGCUGGCGAUGAUCAUGAGAAGCGCACCAAUAUCUAUCCCGGCAUUGGUCUUGCUGGCGAUGACCUUGAGAAACGCACCAAUAUUUACCCAGGGAUUGGUCUUGCGGGUGAUGAUCUUGACAAGCGCACCAAUAUUUACCCAGGGAUUGGGCUUGCGGGUGAUGAUCUUGAGAAACGUACCAAUAUCUAUCCCGGCAUUGGUCUUGCGGGUGAUGACCUUGAGAAGCGCACCAAUAUUUACCCAGGGAUUGGGCUUGCUGGCGAUGAUCAUGAGAAGCGUACCAAUAUCUACCCUGGUAUUGGCCUUGCCGGAGAUGCCGACAACUAA
This is a messenger RNA of Aspergillus tanneri, 510 nucleotides long. RefSeq lists its product as uncharacterized. The record is from RefSeq and is a predicted model, not a curated record. Lineage: Eukaryota; Fungi; Ascomycota; Eurotiomycetes; Eurotiales; Aspergillaceae. The transcript has a single exon. Bases 1 to 510 code for a protein of 169 amino acids.